This is a messenger RNA of Archocentrus centrarchus (flier cichlid), 2213 nucleotides long. Its product is annotated as cadherin-like protein 26. Bases 45 to 2213 code for a protein of 722 amino acids. Lineage: Eukaryota; Metazoa; Chordata; Actinopteri; Cichliformes; Cichlidae. Gene Ontology annotation, molecular function: calcium ion binding; cadherin binding; beta-catenin binding. The transcript has 14 exons. Gene Ontology annotation, cellular component: catenin complex; plasma membrane; adherens junction. The record is from RefSeq and is a predicted model, not a curated record. Gene Ontology annotation, biological process: cell-cell junction assembly; homophilic cell-cell adhesion; multicellular organism development.
GAGUCUGCAACGCACUUCAAAACAAGCCAUCAUUAGGAUAUAAUAUGAAGAAAAUGUACCUGAUUCUUCUUUUGAUUCUGUGUGAUAUUUUGCAGUGUUCGGGAGUCCACAGACCAUCUUCACAACUUUUGCUGCGUCAAAAAAGAAACUGGAUCAUUGACUCCUUUACUAUUGAUGAAGGCUAUCAGGGACCUUUCCCAUAUCCACUGGGCAAAAUUGACAUCGAGAAGGACCUCGUCCUUUUUAAGAUACAUGGUCAAGGUGUUGAUUUGGAACCCAAAAAUGUGUUGGAAAUCAAUGAAUAUACAGGUGAGAUAACCGUCCUCCGUCCCGUGGACAGUGAAGAAUAUUCUACUCUUAAGCUGACGUUUCAGGCACUUGACAGACAAAAUCAUGAAAUAGACACGCAGCUCGGGAUUCAUAUACAGAUUGUGGAUUCAAACAACAACCCUCCAAUAUUUAAACUUGAAAAGUACAAUAUCAGCAUAAAAGAGUCAACAUUACAGGGCACUGCUGUGGUUACCAUUGAAGCAACAGAUAAAGACAGAAGUGAGAAAAAUAACAAAUGUUCCCUAAAAAUAAUUUCAGUCACACCUACACCUAAAGAUCUCGAGUUCUACUUAGAACAGAUCCAUGAGCAAGGAAUUGGAACAAUUUCUUUUAAAGGAUGUCUGGACCAUGAGACAGCACAGAAAUACACCAUUAUAGUGGAGGCCAAAGACAAUGGAAAAAAAACGCUCUCCAGCUCCUGCACCAUCACAAUCAAUAUAGAAGAUGGAAAUAAUCACCUUCCUGUGAUCACACAACAAAUAGGCCCAGAAAAAGUGAAAGAAGGACAGAUUAAUGUUCUUGUUUCACGUAUACAAGUUAAUGACGAAGACACCAGAGGAACCCCAGCCUGGAGAGCCAAAUAUACAAUCCAAGGAGAUACAGACAACAACUUCAGAAUAACUACCGAUCCUGAGACAAACGAGGGACUAGUGUAUGUGGAAAAGCCACUAAACUAUGAAGAUGCUAAAAUGAAGAACAUAACUAUCACUGUAGAGAAUGAGAUUCCUUAUUAUUCAUGCAAAGUGGAAAGACGCAGCACCACCGGUCUUUGGAAAGUAGUUACCAAAUCUGGUUCCACUGCUACUAGGACCACUGUUAGCGGUGUGACUGAAACAGAACUGGCAACAGGUGCAUCCAGCCAUCAAGUGAUUGUUACUGUGGAGGAUGUCAAUGAGCCGCCGGUCUUUGACAAGCCUUCAAAAGAAGUUGUGGUGACUGAGAACUUUGGGGUGGGUAAAUAUCUGGAGACAUUCACAGCUAAAGAUCCUGAUGUUACUACUACAAACACAUUUAAAUACACGAUAGGACACGAUCCAGCUGGUUGGAUUACAGUGGACCCUGACACUGGAAACGUAACCACAUCAAAGGUCUUGGACCGAGAGUCAGAAUUUGUUAAAGACAACAUUUAUGUAGUCACAAUAUGUGCUGUUGAUGAUGGCAUUCCAAAGAUGACAAGCACUGCAACCCUUAGCAUUCAUGUCAGAGAUGAGAAUGAUCACGCUCCAUCCCUAGUCCUAAGCAUAAUUGAAAUGUGCCAAUCUGAUGACCACUCAUUUGCCAACAUCACAGCAUUAGAUUCAGAUGAUGAGCCCUACGGUGGCCCUUUCACUUUCAAGCUCCUCGGAGAUGUUGCGGGCAAGUGGAAGGUUGACCCUGUCGUAGGUUAUUCAGUCAACCUGGUUAAAGAGCAAACAGUUUAUUCUGAAAACCACAAGUUGUUGCUGGAAGUUUCUGACAAACAAGGGAAUACAGCUGUCCACAGCCUGUCAGUUACUGUGUGUAGCUGUGUGGACCCAAAAACCCCUAAUUGUCACUUGAGGAAAUCUAGUGUCACAUUAGGAGCGGGAGCAGUGGGGAUUCUUUUGUUAAGCAUGCGGCUCAUUGCAGAUUUGCUCCUUUUGGCUCUUCUGUUGUCCUGCAAAAAAGAGACUGUGGAAAUCCCAGAUUAUUAUUGUCCUGGACAACAACUGAAGACAUUUAACACUGACAAUCCAGGAAAAGACUGCCCAGUGGCCACUGUGAUGCAGAACCAGAACCAGAUGCAAGAAACAGCACAAGUUAAAACUGUCACAAUGAGUCCACUGAUAAAUGAAGCAGUACGAGAAGGAUCAGAAGCCAACUCAUUCAUCUCAGAGUCCCAAAGGGAAGGCUCAAUGGCAUGA